Messenger RNA from Adineta ricciae, 684 nucleotides. Lineage: Eukaryota; Metazoa; Rotifera; Eurotatoria; Adinetida; Adinetidae. The record is from the annotation of a GenBank genome assembly.
AUGCGACCAAAAGGACAAGCACCAAACAGAAACGCAACCGUUUCCAAUCAAAACAAGAAAAAAAAUACGAGUAACAAGCAAAAAAUCAAUACAACUGAUUCUCAGCGUAUUUCCGCUCAAGAACAAUCAGCAGAAUCUAUUUCAAUGGAAAAUUUCAAUCAAAGUAACCAGGCAAAGAACGAUCAUGUAGAGAAGACACCACAUCCCAAUAUGUUUUCUAUUCUUCACGAUCAAUUUGAAGACGACGUCGACAAUCAACCACUAUCUAAUCGACUUGAUUUUCUUGCUGGUCAUCAACCAGCUGCCAAUCCUAUCACUGAAUGUGAUACUAGUGACGAUGACACAUCAGAAAACAACAACCAACAAAUUCAAUAUGCCGAACCAACGAAUCAAGAAAUAACACACUCCACAGAUAGUGAAACUGAAUAUGAUCAACCUCAUCACAACAUUUUGCAAACCACACGAAAUAAUAUCCAUUCAGAACAAGAAAUCCAUCACCCUCAACCGACUUUAGCAGAAGCUCUUAUUAGUCUCUAUGACGAUGUAGAUGAAUACACAACAUCCAACAUCGAACCACCGAUUAAAAAUCCAUUCGAAUUCGAUUUUACAAAACGACAAGUAACGAAUCUCCUUCGUCCUCCAAAACUUAUUUCAACCAAAUUAAACAUUGAUUCAACAACAUGA